AUGGGAGAAUCGCCAAAGAAGUCUUUGGUCUUUGCUUAUUAUGUGACAGGCCAUGGGUUUGGUCAUGCCACUCGUGCUGCUGAGAUAGUCCGAAAUCUCAUUCAAGCUGGGCAUUGCGUCCAUGUAGUUGCUGGUGCCCCUGAAUAUGUUUUUACUACUGCAAUAGAGUCACCCAGACUGUUCAUCCGCAAGGUGCUAUUGGAUACUGGAGCUGUUCAAGCAGAUGCUUUGACUGUUGAUCGCUUUGCAUCUUUGGAAAAGUACAUAGAAACAGCUGUAGUACCGCGGGCUUCUAUUUUGACUACAGAAGUAGAGUGGCUGAAAUCUAUCAAAGCUGAUCUAGUGGUAUCAGAUGUUGUCCCUGUGGUUUGUCGUGCUGCUGCAGAUGCUGGAAUUCCUGCAGUUUGUGUCACUAAUUUCAGCUGGGAUUUUAUCUAUGCUGAGUAUGUCAUGGCUGCUGGUCACGACAACCGUUCAAUUGUUUGGCAGAUUGCUGAAGAUUAUUCUCACUGCGAAAUUCUAAUUCGCUUGCCAGGAUAUUGUCCAAUGCCUGCAUUCCGAGAUGCCGUUGAUGUGCCUCUUGUUGUCAGGACGCUUCACAAAUCUCGAGCAGAGGUCAGGAAAGAGCUUGGAAUAGAGGAUGGCAUGAAAGUUCUUGUCUACAAUUUUGGUGGGCAGCUAUCUGGAUGGAAUAUAAAAGAAGAAUACCUUCCCUCUGGAUGGAUUUGCCUGGUUUGUGGAGCUUCAGAAGAUCAAGAGCUUCCACAGAAUUUUGUGAAGCUCCCCAAAAAUAUUUAUACUCCAGAUGUUGUUGCUGCUGCAGACUGCAUGCUUGGUAAAAUUGGAUAUGGCACUGUAAGCGAAGCUUUAGCAUAUGGAAUUCCAUUCAUUUUUGUAAGAAGAGACUAUUUUAACGAAGAACCCUUUUUGAGGCAUAUGCUUGAGCAAUUUGAAUGUGGUGUCGAGAUGAUUAGGAGGGAUUUACUAACAGGACAUUGGGAACCUUACCUAAAACGUGCUGUUACUUUGAAACCCUGCUAUGAAGGAGGCAUCAAUGGUGCUGAGGUUGCUGCUGGGAUUCUCCAGGAUACAGCUAUUGGAAAAAGUCAUGCUUCCAGUAAGCUUAGCGGGUCUAGGAGAUUGCAAGAUGCAAUCAUUCUUGGGUACCAGCUUCAGGGGGUCCCGGGAAAAGAUAUAGCCGUACCAGAGUGGUACAGUGUUGCGCAAAAUGAACUCAGUGCCUAUACUGCACCAGCAGAUGACAGAACAACUGAGGCCAGCUCAUUGAAGACACCAAGUGAAGUUUUUGAAAUUCUUCAUGGAGAUCACCAUGGUCUUUCCGAUACAAUAGGCUUCCUAAAGAGCUUGCAAGAAUUACAUGACUUAGGUGACCCUGGAAAUAAUAAUACACACCAUGCACGUGAGACUCUAGCUGCCGCUACACUGUUUAACUGGGAGGAGGAGAUUUUUGUGGCUAGAGCUCCUGGAAGAUUAGAUGUAAUGGGAGGAAUUGCAGACUAUUCAGGAAGUCUAGUCUUACAGAUGCCUAUUAGGGAAGCAUGCCAUGUUGCAAUUCAGAGGAAUCUUCCAAGUAAGCAAAAAUUGUGGAAACAUGCUCAGGCUAGACAACAAACGGAAGUCCCAAAGCCCGUUCUUCAAAUAGUAUCAUUUGGAUCAGAAAUGGGCAACCGUGGACCCACAUUUGACAUGGACCUCUCUGAUCUAAUGGACGGUGACAGGCCAAUAUCAUAUGAAAAAGCGCAGCAAUAUUUUUCUCGCGACCCAUCACAGAAGUGGGCGGCAUAUGUUGCCGGGACAAUUCUGGUACUGAUGACUGAAUUGGGCAUACGUUUUGAGGAUAGUAUCAGCAUGCUGGUAAGCUCUCGGGUCCCAGAAGGCAAAGGUGUAUCCUCUUCGGCUUCUGUAGAAGUUGCUAGUAUGUCUGCUGUUGCUGCUGCUUAUGGGUUGAAUAUUUCCCCAAGGGAUCUUGCAUUGCUUUGUCAAAAGGUUGAGAAUUAUGUGGUUGGUGCUCCAUGUGGCGUAAUGGAUCAGAUGGCGUCCGCCUGUGGUGAAGUGAAUAAACUCCUUGCCAUGAUCUGUCAGCCAGCUGAGGUACUGGGUUUGGUAGAAAUUCCACCUCAUAUUCGGUUUUGGGGAAUUGAUUCAGGCAUUCGUCACAGCGUUGGUGGCGCAGAUUAUGGAUCUGUUAGAAUAGGUGCUUUCAUGGGUCGGAAAAUCAUUAAGUCUACAGCCGCAACAAAGUUGUCCCCAUCAUCUUCUGACAACUCUUCUGAACAAUUGAAUGGAAACAUCACAGAUGAGAAAGAUUCGCAGAAUUUGCUUGAAAAUGAGGCUUCACUUGAUUACUUAUGUAAACUGCCGCCUCAUAGGUACGAGGCCUCUUACAGUGUCAAGCUUCCAGAGUUUCUUCAAGGACAGGAAUUUGUCGAUAAAUAUGUUAAUCACGAAGAUUCUGUAACCGUUAUUGACAAGAAGCACACAUAUGCAGUGAGAGCACCUACAAGGCAUCCUGUAUAUGAAAAUUUCCGUGUCAAGGCCUUCAAAGGACUAUUAUCUGCUGUUCCCUCCGAUGAUCAGCUGUCUUCUCUUGGAGAAAUUAUGUAUCAGUGUCAUUACAGCUAUAACCAUUGUGGAAUCGGAUCAGAUGGAACAGAUAGAUUGGUGGAAUUAGUGCAAGAACUUCAACAUAGUAAUGCAUCACAAUCAGAAAGCGGUACUUUGUUCGGGGCGAAAAUUACUGGUGGUGGUUCUGGUGGGACGGUCUGUGUCAUUGGGAGGAAUCUUCUGAGAAGCAGUGAACAGAUUCUUGAGAUUCAAAGAAGAUACAAAGCUGCCACUGGGUUUAUGCCUUUCAUAUUUGAAGGUUCAUCGCCAGGGGCAGGGAAGUUCGGUUACUUGAAGAUUCGUCUCAGGUCGAAUAACUGA
Molecule: messenger RNA, 2946 nt
Organism: Oldenlandia corymbosa var. corymbosa
Lineage: Eukaryota; Viridiplantae; Streptophyta; Magnoliopsida; Gentianales; Rubiaceae
Source: the annotation of a GenBank genome assembly